Molecule: messenger RNA, 1796 nt
Organism: Marchantia polymorpha subsp. ruderalis
Lineage: Eukaryota; Viridiplantae; Streptophyta; Marchantiopsida; Marchantiales; Marchantiaceae
Source: the annotation of a GenBank genome assembly
UCAUCCCCUUCGAUUCUCAUCUCGCUUCCCAUUCGAGAAUUCCUCCGCUUGUCUCUUUCGCCUUCCUCUGUCUCCGCGGAAGGGGAGGCAGGGACAGGAAUGUAGCAAUUUGGGUCCCCUCUGCCAUUCUACUGGCGCCUUUUCUCGGCCUUUUCUGUGUCUGUUCGUCCAUUUAUCGGAGGCGAGGUAAUGAGUGAUGUUUGGGUCCGAGUGACAACACUACAGCUGGGCCUGCCAUCUCUCAUGGCUUGUUUGUGACAGGUUUCAUCAAGCAGCGGGGUUGAAUUCUCGGUGAUUGUGUUCGCCCACGCCUGGAAACUCAGAACCAAGGGGCUUGGGAAGUUGUUCAAUUUGGAAGGGCAGAGGAAAGGGAAGUUUAGAUGGCUACGGCCACCUCCCGAGUGCAUGGCUCGCUCUUGGAAGGAGCUGCUGCUGCGGCGAGCAGCAAGAUAGCGAUUGCCCGGUCAAUCCAUACAUCAUGUAUCGUGCCGAGCGGCAAACGGCAAGUGCAUUUAUCUGUUUCGAAAUCAGCGAAUUUGGGCAAAAUUGUAGACUUACGGUCAUUUUCUGGUAAGAAGGACGGUGAGAGAAGAGAUGGCGUGUUGAGUGUCCGAAUGGGAGCAAGUGCUUCUGCUUCUGCUCCUGCAGCUUCUACGUCCAAUCCUAAGCUCUCUGGACAAGUCAGACCUUCUCCCGCCGAGGCAGCGAGGACAAUUGUGGACAUUAGCAAUGAAGGCACGCUGUCUACUCUGACCGAAACUGAAUCAUGGCCCACCGCCACUGCCGUCCGCUUUGCUCUGGACGCUCAAGGGAACCCGGUGUUCAGAUUCUCUUCUUCAGCUCUGCAUACGCGGAACUUGGCCCUUGACAAUCGGGCUAGUCUUCAUGUGCAGCUGGAGCAACCGGGUCGUCAAAAACCGCAAUGCACACUUAGAGGACGAAUUGUGAAAGCGGAAGAACCAGAUCUUCAAGAGAAACUGGAGAUAGCUUGGGAGAGGAGGUUUGGAAUAGAACGUGCACAGGACGAUGCCUACUUUAUUAUGGUCGUGGAACAAGCCCUACAGUCUCAGGACAUGGGCGAGGAAGAAGUAUGGAUGUCUGGAGAUGACUAUUCUUCAGCCGUUGCUGAUCCCUUAAGGGAAUUCGCUGUCAAAAUUGUCGACGAUAUGAAUCAGAAGCACUGGGAAGAUGUAAGACGAUUUACGAAUGUAUACGCUGGGCUCGACGUCGAGGUCGAAGAAGUUAGCAUGACUUGGGUUGAUAGGCUGGGCUUCGACUUACGCGUCCUCACCAAAAGCAGGGAGAUGCUGGAGAUACGCAUUCCCUUUGUGAGGGAGGUAACUGAUGAAAGAGAUGCGCGGUCCUCUUUGACCAUGAUGGCACAAAUUGCGUGGGAGCGGGAAAGGAGCUACAACCCACCUGAUGUAGCAUUUGUUGGUAGUUUUAGUGUUUCAUCAGGAGGUUAAUUAUCAAUCGUAGGAUGUUAACUUUGAUCUUGAUCUCAAAAUUUUGAAUUUAUUCAUGGUCCUACCAGCAGUUCAUCAUAUCUAUAUCAUCAUGAGUAGUCAAUAAGUCCUAGAUCGGCUUACAUCGAGCUUUUGGUUAUGAAAUCAUGAAACACUUCACGACUUCGAGGUCUCUACCACCAUUUAUUUUCUGUUAAGUUUUUGAACUUGGAGUCCUCGUCAAUUUUUCAAAGCAUUUUAAACACCAAGCACAAUGUGUGAACUUAGUUCUUACGCUUGAGUAAUAACUUGUACGCUCAAUCCCAAAAGAUAGGGGAUCGCACGUUUCUU